This is a messenger RNA of Exophiala spinifera, 930 nucleotides long. RefSeq lists its product as uncharacterized. Gene Ontology annotation, molecular function: aldose reductase (NADPH) activity; RNA binding; structural constituent of ribosome. Gene Ontology annotation, biological process: translation. The coding region runs from base 1 to 930 and encodes 309 amino acids. The transcript has 4 exons. The record is from RefSeq and is a predicted model, not a curated record. Gene Ontology annotation, cellular component: cytosol; ribosome. NCBI's taxonomy places the organism in Eukaryota, Fungi, Ascomycota, Eurotiomycetes, Chaetothyriales, Herpotrichiellaceae.
AUGGCCACCACACAAUCUGGAAAAGGCACCAAGACGGUGUUCACUCUGAACACUGGUGACAAAAUGCCCGGUGUGGGUUUGGGCACCUGGCAAUCCAAGCCCAACGAAGUCCGCGAGGCCGUCAAGAACGCUCUCCUCGCUGGCUACCGUCACAUUGACACCGCCCUUGCGUACGGUAAUGAAUCGGAAGUCGGUCAAGGCAUCAAGGACUCUGGCGUCCCCCGGAGCGAGAUCUGGAUCACCACGAAACUAGACAACCCAUGGCACAAGCGCGUGCCCGAGGGCAUUGACUCGUCGCUGAAGAGCUUGGACACUGAUUAUGUCGACCUAUACCUGAUGCAUUGGCCCAGUUCGACUGUACCAGAGGAUUUGAAAAAGCAUUACGAUGACUGGAACUUCAUCGAUACUUGGCGCGAGAUGCAAAAGCUCGUUGGUACCGGCAAGGUCCGAAACAUCGGCGUAUCCAACUUUGUCAUUUCCAACCUGGAGAAGCUGCUCAACGACCCAUCCUGCAAGAUUGUCCCGGCUGUCAACCAGAUCGAGGUGCACCCCAACAUGCCCUCACCAAAGACCCUGCAAUACUGCAAAGAGAAGGGAAUCCACGUCACCGCAUACUCCUGCCUGGGAUCGACCGAUUCACCCCUCGCCCACGACAAGACUCUGCAGUCCAUCGCGGAGGCGAAGGGAAAGACCCCUCAGCAAGUACUCUUGAUGUGGGGUCUGCAGCGUGGAACCUCUGUCAUUCCCAAGUCCGUCACCAAGUCCCGGAUUGAAGCCAACUUCCAACUGGACGGUUGGGAGUUGACUGAAGAUGAGAUACAGAAGAUCAGCAGUAUCCCAGACCGAUUCAAGGUUUGUGGCGACGCUUGGUUGCCGGUGAAGGUCUUCUUCAAUGAGGAGGGUGAUGGCGGUGACGUCCCAUCUCAUUAA